GGUGCCGCUGCAACGGCCGCGCCGGCUGCGGACACCCGCGGCUGCUCCCGAGCGCGCCGGACGGAGCCCGGCCAGCGCAGCCAGACCUGCCGCCCUCCACAGCCGGCGCACAAUGGCUGACAAAUCGGCCAAACCAACAAACUCCCAUGAGGGAGCUGCGGCAGGAGAAAUAAGUGCACUGGAAGAGGCCUUUAGAAAAUUUGCCGUCCAUGGUGAUACAAGAGCCACAGGAAAAGAAAUGCAUGGGAAGAACUGGUCAAAGCUGUGUAAGGACUGUCAUAUCAUAGAUGGGAAGAAUGUGACAACCACAGAUGUUGACAUUGUCUUCAGUAAAAUCAAGGGAAAGUCUGUAAGAACUAUUACUUUUGAACAGUUUAAGGAAGCUCUUCAAGAACUCUCCAAGAAGCGAUUUAAAGGCAAAAGUGAUGAGGAAGCACUUCAAGAAAUAUAUAAACUAAUUGAAGGAAAAGGCCCAGGUUUAACUGGAGUAACGAAAACCGUUGCAUCUCCAACUGUUUCACGCCUUACAGACACUUCAAAAUUCACAGGUUCUCACAAAGAGAGGUUUGAUGCCAGUGGGAAAGGAAAAGGCAGAGCUGGCCGAGAAGAUCUGGUGGAUAACUCAGGAUAUGUAUCUGGUUAUAAGCAUGCAGGCACAUACGAUCAUAAAGUACAAGGAAACAAGUAAGGCUGAGGGUUUACAACACAGAGGGGGAUAGAGUAUAUAUUUGUAAGGAUGACGUUAUGAAUCCCACAUGUUUCGGUUUUUGUGAAUGUUGAGACUAUGUUGUCAAGAAGUUGUCUUCAGGAACUGGAACUGAUUUCAACAUCUGCUGAGCUACAUGCAGCACAAUGCCACUUCAUUACAUUCCUCAUGCAUAUAUUGGCAAAAAUAAAUAAAUAUGUAGGUAUAAAAAAAAAAUAUCAUUUUGUUGAGCUUUAGAUGAAAAAACCCAAACGAAAAAACAGCAAAGCCAAAGUCAAGAGCAGUUAUACUACACUUUGUCAAUUCAAGCAAAAUAUCUCAAACAUUCCUAAUGUUCAGUUGCCCUGAUUAUGUCAAAGAGAACCUCUUGAAAAGAGGAUCUUUUGUAGCAGUCUUUCUGAAGAAUAUCCCAUUACUUAAUGCAGUUUUAUUUGACUACUGUUUUGGGGUUUUUCUUUAAAUGUCUUAUAUGGGAUCUGGCACUUUUCUUAAACCAUUCAACAAUAUACUAUUGGGAAGUAAAUGGUAGUAAUAUACUAGGUGCUAGCCUGUGAUUGUCAUAUACCACUCAUGGAAAAACUGAAAAAAAAGCUAUUUCUAGGACAGUAUAGGCUCCUAAAGUAUUUUAUGUCAACAGAAAGAGUUGGAAAAUACCAGCCCUUAACUUCCCUCCUGUCUAUACUUUGUGCUUGUUAUUGUGUGUACUGUAGCACGGUUCUGACUGGCUGGAUUUGGAUGGAGCUAUUGUACUAACCUGAGAGGUAAAGAACAAGACAUUACUAAGAAAGUCUAGUAAAGGAUUUUCACAGUCUGUUUUCAAGUUUGCACUGCCUUGCAUUGGAAGUGAAGGGAGCAUUAAGCUAAUAAUGCUUUAAAAUAUUGUUUAUGACUGAACACUGCCAAUCAGAUUGCUAUUAAAUGAACGUUACUUUGCACAUGUGUUGGCACGUAGUCCCUUUAAGCUCUAACAUACGCAAGGAAAGCUUAUGGCCCCUUGGAGUAAGGACAUUUACAAUUAAUAUCUAUGUAAUUAGGUGCAUUUACCCACAAAAAACCCUUAAACCAUUAUAACUGGGCUACAUUUUAUGUUAGAUUCAUUUGAAGCCAAGGGCUUUGAUUCUCUGUUCACUCUUGCUGCCAGACUUGGGAGUAAUAGUAUUUCUGGGAAUGGCUUUCCACUGUUACCAGGAGAACCAGUCCCACAGGUGUAAGGUACAGACAGCUGAGUGUGACCUAGCUGGGGUCCAGAAUGCCAAAAGAAAUUAAUUGGAAUAAAAAUAACUUUUUUUAAAGUAUGGGUUGAAAAGGAGAGAAAAGGCCAUUCUAAUUUUCUGCAAGAGCUGAACAAGUACCCUGAUGUAUUACUCUGAUUCUCUAAAGUUAUGAAAGAUAGGAUGUUCAGUAUUCAAAACCAGCUCUUUGCAGUUCUUCCUUGCUUUCUUUCAAAAAGAGCUUGUGCACUGAUUUUCACAUUCAACUCUGAAUAAAGCUUAAUAGAUGUAUUGCUCUCCCCCCACCCCUAUCAGCAUUCCACUCAGAGUACAUAAAAUGUAGGUGAGCAGUGUGUGCUGUUAUGUGCCAUGCAGGUGAAUAGUCUCAAUUUGGCCAAUGUAUGGAAAAGGGAGCACUGUUUUUCAGCCCUUAAACUGUUCAUGUUUUGUUCUACUGACAUUGUGUGGUAUCCUGUCUUGUAACUUUGCCCUCAGUGACCCUUUGAGCCCAUACAUCAGCCUAAAACCAAAACAAUGCCAAACGAAAGUCAAGGGCUUCCUUGUGGACUUGGACAUCCUUUUGUUUGUUUAUAGUUUAUUUUGGUGUUUGUUUUUAAGGGGGAGGGAAGUUUGACAAAACUCAGCACACACUGUCGUAAAGAUUUAAAUGGCUUUUCGCACGGAUGGCUUUGGUUACCUGGGUAGAUUUUAGAUGUGUGUAAAGAUGCUCAGGAUGCAAAGUGUUCAGCUUUGUGAACCCUUUCCAAGAGUUACCCAGUGUUCUUGAAGAAUGAAGGGUUAUCCACUCCUGUGCAGCCAAUGGGGACCUGUCACACUCCAAAGCAGAAAAUAGGAUACUUGACACCAACAGCGGCUAAAUUAUUCUGGCAUGGGAGUAAACUGUCUAAAUCUAAAGAACCUUCUUCAUUACUGGUGCCUGUGCACCUGAAGAUGGCUCCAGGAUAGUCCUGGUUUUUUAUCAAUAAAAAAGCUGAGCCUCCAACCUUGAUGAAUCGUUCAGUAAGUUACAGGCAAAAUCAGUGUCCCUGUUUUUCCUUUUGACUUUAAGACUUGACUAAUAACUCACUGGUAAUGGACAAGCCUCACUAAAAGGUGAAGUCCAGUCUACUGCAGAGUCCUGCCGGCACACUUUUGACCUGGCUGUUUAUUGCUAGCUGUCUGCCGUGUCUGGCACAUCAGGUCUUAGGUGCACAACGGACAGGCUUUCUCAGGUACCCAAAUACAGAGUGUCAGUAAUGCCAGAAUGUUUCCAUACAGGAGGAGUGAUUGGUUAGGAAGAUUUUAAGGUAUAAUUAGGUUUGAAGUUGUUCAAAGUGAGAGAGAUCAGCACACUCACAAGACAGGAGGCAUGCAAGGGAAUUGAGAGCGCGGACAGAUCCAAGCUGGCACUGGCUAGAAAUUGAGCUACUCUAUUCUGUUAUAAGAGGCCGAUGGAAUGAGCUGAGGUUCUGCCAGAGUUUACUUUGCACUGCUUGUGCAGUAUAAAAUCCCUGCCAUGAACCAAAAGCACUUUAUAUGGACUUGAUGCAAACUUUGAAAUUCUUUCAAUGGCAUGGUUAAGCUUCGGAUCGGAACCUGAGAAGAUGUCAGAUGGCAGUAUUUUGAGGAACACACUCCUUUGUUUCUUCUUUGUUUCUACAGUCUGAUAGUUUUAAACCUCAAAGUGGUGCAUGAAAAGAAGUCAUUCUGAUGUGACAGUUACAAAGGAAAGUUGUGGCUGGGAAGAUAGUACUUAGUAAAGGUUUUUCUCUUUUACUAUGCUUGGUGUGAAAGAUAAUGGCUAUGAAUAAAAGCAUCUUAUGCAGCUGUGUAUUAGGGGUUCACUACCUACUUAAUUCUUACUAUUCCACUAAUAUUGGUAGGAAAUUAGAAGUCUAAAUACUUGCUUGAUUAUUAGCUCUUAAGUUCCAGGCCUGCUUGGGAAUGAGGCAAAGUACAUUUUCUUAUUCUGCUAUUCCCUCAACUCUCAGGACAGUAAGUACAGCUUAUACCUCAAAGAUGACAGGAAGGGAUAGCUGAGGAGGUGCAGGAGGUGCCCCCUUUUUAAGCCGUUAGAGUGUUGUAGAGCAUAUUCUCUUCCGAUGCACCAUGCUGCAGACUGUAACUAAAUUCAUGCCUGAAGUAAGGACAUGGGAACCUAAUAAGGUUUACUGUCCUCUCUUUUUGCAGGGGCAUCUCAAUUCAUUCUAUCUAAAUUUCCAGCCUGAUUUUCAGCAUCUUACACUACAUAGCACUGUGUUAUGUGACAUCUUCUAUAAAACCCUGUUGUUCCUAAUUAUCUUUGCUUUCAUUAUUACAGAAGAUGCUACCAAAAGAAAUGUGCUCAGAAAGUUCAGAUGGCUUUUAGAAAUAACCGCCUUAAAGAACAAACUUAAAUUUUAUUUAAAUGCUGUGGCAGUACACAAUCCUUACCAGUAUGUCUACAGAAGCUUAACCUGACCAUCAAAACCUUUACAAGAACAAGAAAUAAAAAUCCUUACUGAGGCAAAUAAAUAGUCCUUACAAAUAAUUUUCUAAAAAUAACUUAGUUUUUAAGUAAAAUACGCAGCAGUCAAAAGGGAUUUUCUUACAAGUGCUUGCUUACUAAUUCCCUUUAGUCACUCCAUGAGCUUUAGUUGAAAGUUUUGCAACCAUCAUUAUGGAAAUAUUAAAACCAAAAAUGGUUGUCCUGCUCUUCGUGGUUAUCAAAGCUAUCACAACAGUAUUACUGAGAAGCAGACAUUCAACACACACAUAGUUUCAUGAGUCCUAUAUGAACAGUUGUCAUUAAUUGUAAUCGAAUAUUUGGAAUCCCAAGGGAAAUGUUGAAUAUUAGACUGUAGCCAGAAUUUAGCCCCCUUUUUUUUAAACCUAUAAUACUUCUUACCUCCUUUUCAUUUAGGGGAGGGAAAGGGAGAUUUCCAAACUACUCACAUGUCACAGCUUGUGUGUUUCAUCAGCACAGAGAUUGUCUUUCAAAGAUACUUUGAAGUAUGUGUGUUACUGACCUUACCUAAAUUAAAAUUUCGUCUGACAAUUUUUGAGCAUUACAAAAAGCUUUCUUCACACAUUACCAUUUCAGACAUCCGUAUCUUCACUUCUGUUAUCUCGAUUAAUAUUAUUUAUGGUAGCUGGAAUUAGGCAGAAAAAAAAGGCAAAUGACUACUAUGGGUUGGCUUGCAAGUGAUAGGUAUCCCAGCCAUCUGUAACCAUCUGUAGAGAAAAUCCUCAUGUAUAUUCCUCCAAAACCAAAACUUUAAAGUUGUAAUUGAUAGGUUUUUUCUGUAAGGCUUUUCAUAGUUAUAAAAUGAAUUUCAAUUCUUUGUGCCUGCAUGUAUGACAGUCAAAACAUAACCUUGCCUUCAGUGAUGCAUGUAUUCUGGGGGCACAUGCCUGUCAUCUGUGAAUAAGAAUUCUCUGUUUGCACUGGCCAAGAGCAAACCUUUUACCUUCAUGAUAGAGCAAAUGUAACAUGUUGCACUGGUAUGUGUCCUCUUAACUGACUGUCAGCCUUGCGUGUGUGCCAAAAUAACGACACCUUUGUGUACGUUGUUUGUAGUGUGAAUAUUAUGUUCUUGGCUUGUCACUUAGUUGGUAUUAAGUAAUGUAAUGCACAAGACUUGUGUAGGUUUGUGUGUGUGUACACAUACUCUUUGGAUCCAGCUUAAGUGAUUAAACUGUAUAAAUAUUGAUGAAAACCUUAAAUCUUAUGAAGGCCAAGCUCUAGUUCUGCAGCCAGUGCUGUUCAGCUUGGCCAGUUGGGGACACUGUCAUUCUCCCUUCAUAGCACAAAGGUAACGAUCUAAGGAGGCCUUUACAGUUUUACCUGUCUACCCUGUUCUGAGAGAAAUCACUUCAGCAAUUCUAACAUAGACUUGGUGUGACAAGGGAAGUUUCUCCAUGGUAAGGAAGUAGGAGAGAGAGAGUUAGGGUGAAAGCAAGCUUUCCUCUGAGUGCUCUCAAGAAACCAUUUAAAACUAUACUCUCCAUGGGCCCUAUAUUUUCCUUUGCCCCAGCUUUGUGAAGCAAGCUGACACUGACUGUGUAAACAGUGUAAACAGUUGUUCAUCAUCCAUUAGUAAGUAUAAAGCUGUGGUAUAAUGAGUUGGGAACAGGAAACAGGAGUGUCAUACGUUGCUUAUGGAGUCAAGUCUUGCUUGGACCUUUAUAAAAUUAAAUACCAGAAGCAUAAUGACAGCUCUUAAACUUGUGUGAAAUUCUUAAAGUCUGGAGUACCUCAGAUUGAUAUGUGUACCUCCUGUAUUUGGAGUGUUCGCCCAUAAAAUAUCAUUUAAACAGUCAGUUGCUCAUUUUGUGCAACCCCAAAGUGCCCAUUUGGCUUACUUAAUAUGAGCUGGAAGUGAUGGUCAGGGUUGUUCUUUUUAAGUCUUCAGAAUCCUAGAACUACUAAGAAACCUGUAGUUGCAUUUGUGCUUGCUCAUUAAACUCAAAACCAAUGCUUUGAAUGAUGUCCCAGCUAAGAGUAAUGCUUCUGGAAGUAAAAGAAUAUUGCAGAUAGAACCUCCACGUCUUAGUUGUCCAUGUAAUUUAUUUUUGCAGGGAGAAAAAUCUAUUAAUAUAUUCAGUAUUUUUUCAUGUUUUUCAGUAUAUUAACCUUGGUAUAUUGCUUCAAAAACCCUAUGGAGAAGGUGGAUUUCAACACAAGUUUAAGAUACAGCUCUUGGCUUUGUUGUCAGAAAAUAUUUGAAUUGGCUUAUUUCAUUCAAACUAAUUGAUCAUCCACUCAAGGUAGACUUUGGCAAGAGUAAGCCUGAUCAUAAAUAAAAAGGGGAAAAAUCCAGCCUCUUUGCUGAGCAUUCUUCCAGAUAUUUGCAGUUCUGGUAGUCUGAAACAAUUUUUUAAAAAAGAAGUUAUCUUUUGUAUUCAUGCACAGAUAUACAUGAAGGCAAAACUACAGAAGAGGCUUUUUUUUUUUUCUCUUUAAACCUUGCAUUUAGAAAUUGACAUUGAAAUGCCGAACUGACUAACCUGAUUUGGAAAAAAUGCUAAGCUACUAUCAUAUUCCAUUGCAGCUAAAUAGCCAAUGAAUUAAUUUUCAAAUACAGUUAUACAGCAUCUCUUUUUUGUGAGUUACUGUAAAGCUUAUGGCACUGUACAAAGUGAGUUUUGAUGUCAACAUUUGUAAAGGUCUUAAUGCUCAUGAUAAUUUGCCCUUACCUCCAGUUAUCUUCAUGCAAAAUUUUUCUACUACUUUGCAUAUUUUUCAGAAAAGAUCAGAAACAUAAAUAAAGUUACAGUCAAGUAAAUUAAAAAUGUGGCCCUAAAAGUACACUCAGUUCAUCCAUCUUUGCAUCAGGAGCUACAUUAUAGAUCAGCAACAAAAUAAAAAAAGAUGGCAGUCUGAAUCCCUACAGUGGUAAAUUAUUUUAAGUUCCAGUUUACAUCAGAUGAGUUUCUGUAUGCUUACAUUUGCUCAAAUGCUAUUUUUAAACAAAGUAAUUAAAUAAUGUGAAAUAAUACAGCCUGGGCUCUGUUAAAUAGGGUUCUAUUAAUGCAACUGAAAUGCUGUGUAUGUCUGUAAUAUUCAUGCUAAAUAUGUAAUAGAUCUUUACAAAGGCUUUGUGUAAAGUCAGUUAACCUACAAACUGAUGUCCUGUGUAAAAUCGUGUUGGCAAACUACUUUUGUUAGCACUGUAGUGUAUGAAAAGGUAAGAUCAUAGACAAAAACAAGUUAUAGGGUGCAAAAAAGUGUGUUUGUUUUUAAUCUUUGUACUGGCUUCAGAAUAUAUCGGCUUUGGCAAAUUCUUGCAGCAGGGAAAUUUUUUUGUAUAAUGCUUAUAAUACAAAGUAAUAUGUCUUUACAUUCUCUAAAGCAGAGAAAUGGUCAAUGUUGGAUAAGUAUAUUGAAGUUUAUUCUUAGCAAGGUGUUAUGUUUCACAGAUUUAAAUAUUAGAGGGGAAAUAUAUAUUUAUACAGAAGUAUAAUUUUUGAAUGAGAUUGAUUUUCUUCAGUCAUGAACAAUUUAUUUAUCCACAUUAUGCUUUAUUCCUUUGCUAGGUUGUUUAUCAGUCCAUGCUGUUCCAACAUCCAUUUCUAAUUCAAUUAGAUGUUUUGAUUCUUUGUUUGCACAAAUCUGGAUGUGCAUGCUGUCAGGACCUGAUCAUAAAGGGUGGAGGCAAAACUGUUUUGUCUAUGAUUACCUAGAGCACUAGUUAAAAUUUAAUCAUUACGCAGCUGGGAUAUGGAGAUAGGUCUUGACAUAGUCUUCCUUGGAGCACUGUACACCAUGAUAAAAACUUCCAUUGAAGCUUACUAGUUUUUGUUCUUAUUUUCACUUGUCUCUCAUCAACCAGGAAGGUGCUGUGUGCUAAUAAUUACCUGCAAUAUUUCUAAUUGCAGGCUUUGCAAAUAUUAACAUGCAGCUGUAUUAGCCUACUGUGUUCACUGUGAAAUUUUCAACAUGGUAAAAAUUUUACAUGAUCAUUUAACCUUACAAGUUUACUUUUUCUCAUCAAUUUAACACUGAAUCUUCAUUAUUGCAAAUGAACAACUUGAGCGUAGCAUUUCUUAAUCUUAACUAUAGUAGAUAAACAUGUCCUAAGCAAAGAUUUUUAACCACUUGAUGAAGGGGGCCAGGCACCAUUCAGUGCAAAGCACGCUGGGCAAAAUCUUAUCCCCACUGCAGCCAGUUCCAAAAUUCUACCUGGUGUUAGCAAAAAUAGAACCACCAUUACCAAGGGGUUAAUAGGCUUAGUAACCAUGACAAGAGGUUGUGGGGGAGCACAACAGUGAUUCUCUAUUUCCAUGUCUUUUGUUUCUGUUAAUUUAAAACUACUACUCUUCAAUCUUUAAAACAAGUAAAAGAAACUUGAAGGGGGGAAUCAUAUACUACUAGUUUGUACUAGGUUUUUUCAGGAAAAGGAAACAAAUUUAUAUAUAUAUAUAUAUAUAUAUGCAAUAUAUUUUUACACUGUUUAUUAAUGCUAGAAAGUAUUAAAUGUAUCACUUUAUCUGUGUGAAUGUUAAAGUAAUGACAAUGUUAUGGAUGUUUUAAGCCUUUUGAAGUUGUCUUGUUAAAUUCUAAACCCACAUUAACAAUGGAAAAGCUACUUUGUCUGCAACAUUAUUGUUGAUGUUUUAGGGGAAAAGUUCAAGUGCAGCAGUUGUUUUGAUUAGCACUGUAAAAGCUUGGCUUGAAAAGUUAUAGUGAAAUCCAUAUUUUAAACACCAUUUCUUUAAAGCAUAGCUUCUCAUAAAGUACGUUACUGCUGUUGACUGACUGUAUAAAAUUGUAUUUUUAGUUGGUAAAGUGAUCAAUAAAUGUGUUACUAUGUCA
Corvus hawaiiensis (hawaiian crow) is the source of this 9214-nucleotide messenger RNA. It is a transcript of the gene TPPP, whose product is annotated as tubulin polymerization promoting protein. NCBI's taxonomy places the organism in Eukaryota, Metazoa, Chordata, Aves, Passeriformes, Corvidae. Bases 113 to 688 code for a protein of 191 amino acids. Gene Ontology annotation, molecular function: electron transfer activity; heme binding; tubulin binding. The record is from RefSeq and is a predicted model, not a curated record. Gene Ontology annotation, cellular component: microtubule. The transcript is spliced from 4 exons. Gene Ontology annotation, biological process: microtubule polymerization; microtubule bundle formation; positive regulation of protein polymerization.